CUGCUCCCAGAGGUCUUCGCUUCAUCCUGACACUGAUGGUGGUUAUUACUUUUUGUUGAGUAGCAGAGAAGAUGCUUAUAUAGUAUAAAUUUACUUCGGAUAUUAAUUUUGCAAGUAUAUUUUUGUAUAAGAUGUUUAAAAAGGUGAAGAGAGUGAAUUUUAGAAGACGAAAUAAUUCGGAGGAGGAGGAGGAGGAGGAUAGCGUUUCGUCGCCACAGUCUUUAGCGUGCACAACUGCUGAAGACAGUGUGCUUUGCAAUUCGGAGCCUGUCUCACAGGAUACUGUAUGCGAGCUACAUCAAGGGAAUGGCGUCCAGAGUGUUCAUCCUUUAUUAAGGGAGAAGAAGAAAAAAAAUAAAGAAAACAAGGACGCACCUAAAGGAAGCUUGCUCAGCUUUCAAGAUGAAGAAGAUGAUAAUGAGGUUUUCAAAGUGAAGAAAUCAAACUAUAGUAAAAAAAUAGUUAAGCAGCUGAAGAAGGAGUACAAAGAUGAUCUGGAGAAAAUAAGCAACUUAAAGCAGGAGCUAGGAAGUGCAGCAGAAGAAACAGUUGUACCGUUUGAACAAAUAAAGGAAGAGCAAGUGCAAGUGGAGAGCACUUUGAUCAGUGCAGAAAGGGGUGAGGAGGAAAUGGAAGUUGACAGCAAUGAUGAAUCGGAUUACCAGUCAUCUGCUGGUGGAUUUUCUAAUGCCUUAUCUUCACUUAGUACAUUGCGUCCAGGUGAAAUUCCAGAUGCUGCCUUUAUUCAUGCAGCCCGCAAGAGAAGACAGUUGGCUCGUGAGCUUGGGGACAGUGUUCCUAAUGAUACUGAAUCUGGGAAAAAACGCAUUUCACAAGAGGAUGAAAAUGAUGUUAGUGAUGAUGAUGAUGAUGAGGAGAAACGCAGAAUUAUCUUCACUGUAAAAGAAAAGACCCAAAGGCAAAAGAUUGCAGAGGAAAUAGGAAUUGAAGGAAGUGAUGAUGAGGCUCUUGAUGCAGGUAUACAAGAUGAAGAAUUAAAUCGCUGGGAACAAGAACAAAUUAGGAAAGGAAUUAGCAUUCCUCAGGUUCAGACCAACCACCAGGCAGAUUCAAAUUUGUACUACCAAAACGUCUAUGAAGCUACUGCCUAUGGCUCAUCGUAUGGAAUAUCCUACUCCUACAGUUCAUAUGGGGCAGAAGAUCCUAAACUUUUGAAGCCUGGGAGUACAGGAAGUUACACAUCUUGUAGUAAUAGCAUGACUCCUAUCAGUAUGGAUUUAUUAAAGAAACGGCUGAAAGACAGGUAUGAAUCAAUGAAGGAAGUUCACUCAAAGAAUCGGAAGCAAUAUGAACAGAAUCAGCAACAGCUAGAAUCCUCUACCUGCUUGAUAGAGAGGCUGGAAGGCUCCUCUGAUGGCAUUGCUGACCAGUAUAAGUUCUUGCAAGAAAUGCAAGGGUAUGUCCGAGACUUGCUUGAGUGUUUCAGUGAAAAGGUACCUCUUAUUCUUGACCUUGAGUCUGCAAUGCAUCAUUUGCUUAAACGGAGAGCUUCCAGACUUGUCCAGAGGCGGCAAGAUGAUAUUAAAGAUGAAUCAUCGGAAUUUGCAAGUCAUUCAAGCAAAACUGUGGUAGCACCAAACUUAGACUCUUUUGGACGUGAUCGCAAGGCUUAUUUGGAAAAUGCUAAACAACGAAGAAUAGCAGAAAGAGAAGCUAGAAGGACUCGACGUAGACAAUCAAGAGAACAAAAUGGAAAAAGAGCAGAACAUCAUGAAGGCCUUUCCAGUGAUGAUGAGGAAACUUCCACAGAUACGACAAGUUUUAAUUUAGAAAAAGAAAGAAUUUUUCAAGAUUCUAAGAAGCUUUUUGAGGAUGUUUUGGAGGACUUUUAUUCUAUUGACUGUAUAAAGUCAAGGUUUGAAAUAUGGAGAAAGAUAUAUUACAGAUGUUACCAAGAUGCAUAUAUUGGACUUUGCUUGCCAAAACUCUUCAAUCCUUUGGUACGACUACAAAUUAUCCCUUGGACACCCUUAGAGGCAAACUGUCCUGAUUUUGAAUCUAUGAUCUGGUUUGAAUCUUUGCUCUUUUAUGGCUGUGAUGAAGAGGAAGAGACACAAAAAGGUGAUGUUGAUGUUCAUCUUCUUCCAUCAAUAGUUGAGAGGGUAAUCAUUCCAAAGCUUGCAGUUUUAAUUGAUGAAGUAUGGGAUCCCAUGUCAACUAGUCAAAGUGCACGGCUGGUAUCUUUUGUGAAGAAAUUAAUUAAUGGCUAUCCUUCAGUUCUAAAUGGUGAAAACAAAAGCACACAGGAGCUAUUGAAAACAAUUGUGAUGCGUACAAGAAGAACCUUGGAUGAUGAUAUUUUCAUGCCUUUAUAUCCCAAGCAUGUAUUAGAAAACAAAAACAGUGGACCAUAUUUGUUUUUUCAGAGACAGUUCUGGUCCUGUGUAAAGCUAAUUCAAAAUAUUCUCAUGUGGCAUGGAAUUCUUUCAAAUAAAUGCCUGAGAGAACUGGCAUUGGACAGCCUCUUGAAUCGUUAUAUUCUUCUAGCUCUUCAGAAUUCUGAUCCUGGGGAAGACUGCAUUUUAAAAUGUCAAAGUGUGGUGGAAUGUUUUCCCAAGCAGUGGUUUACAAAUCAAAAAGGGCAACAAACUAUUCCCCAUUUAGAAAAUUUUUGCCGGUUCCUUGCACAUUUAACCAGCACAAUAUACAGGGUCAGCAUUGGUCUUUCUGAUACAGAAAAAAGAAUUGCAAGGGAUCACAUCAAGACUGUAAUCAAGCUUCUAGCUAGCAUGCACGCUGUGGAUCAUGUGAUUACAGUUGCCAGUGAGCAUGGCAUAAAGGAUGUAAAAGCAUUUCUUGAAAACAAAUAAUGUUGGUCUUUCUUCCAUUGCUUUUCUUUAUCAUCUGUAAAUAUGUACAUUUGGGAACACUUUGAAUCUUAUUAAAUGUUGCUCAAACCAUUGGAAUCUUUGGUGUGUUACCAAAUGAUUUUCAGUCAUGAUUUAUACUGGUCUUAGGAAACUGUAAAGUACAGAGCUCCCCCAUUUUUAUAGAGCAUAUCACUUUCUAAAAUGAUGUUUUUAAUACAUAUGAGCAUGUAAAAAUUAAAAAUAUUCAUUUGUGAAGCCAAAUUGGCUUGAUGCCAAAAAAUGGAAAAAAAAAUGUUAAUAAAAAUCAAAUAAAAA
Molecule: messenger RNA, 3146 nt
Organism: Erpetoichthys calabaricus (reedfish)
Lineage: Eukaryota; Metazoa; Chordata; Cladistia; Polypteriformes; Polypteridae
Gene: paxbp1
Product: PAX3 and PAX7 binding protein 1
Exons: 18
Coding region: 132-2831 (899 amino acids)
Biological process (GO): mRNA splicing, via spliceosome; positive regulation of transcription by RNA polymerase II
Cellular component (GO): nucleus
Molecular function (GO): DNA binding
Source: RefSeq, a predicted model, not a curated record